Messenger RNA from Coregonus sp. 'balchen', 2133 nucleotides. Lineage: Eukaryota; Metazoa; Chordata; Actinopteri; Salmoniformes; Salmonidae. The record is from the annotation of a GenBank genome assembly.
AUGGCACCUGUGUCUGUUUCAGAUGAGCAGCCGUGUCCCAAAGUGGACAUGGUGUUUGAUAAGGAGUGGAGCCAAAGCCUGUGGCGAGACGACAGAAUAGACAGUAAAGACAGAACAGAGGAGAAAGAAACGCCAGGAUCAUCAAUGACCCAGCAUCAGGUCAGUCCACUUUCCAUCAGAGGUUUUUACACAUGCUGUUGAGAUGGUUGGUUGUGAGAUAUACAUAUCUAUUGAGACAUGUUUUGGUCAUUAAAAAACCCUAAUCAGAGCCAUGACAAAGGAUGGGAAAGGAAAGGGAAGAAAAAUACAACAGUCAAAUAAUCAAACCCAAACAAUGGAAAAGUUAUUCAAGAAAGAACCUGGCCCAGCCCUCCCAAGUGUCUCCCAAGGUCCAGCAGCAUCUGGAAAUGAACAACAAAGUCAAUCCCCUAAAAAGACAGCAAAGACCUAUACAUAAAAAAAAACUGAAGCUUAUUGAACGUACAGAAAUGCCUGUUGUAUCGACAUAGGCCUCAGACUACCAGGCAGGCUACCAAGUCCCUCUACGUGUUUAUUUACAUACAAUUGGUCGUCUUUUUACAGAACGGAGGUCUACUUCAGUGCAGUAAGCUGAAUCCCUCCUCUCCCAUCCUCAAAGUCUUCUGUGACCCUGAACGAGACACGUAUCCUGACUACCGACUAAAGAGGGAAUCUCUGAAUUAUCUGUUCUCCUUGGCCCUGACUGGUCAAGACAGACAGACGGCAACGUUCAAGAUCCUCGUCUUUAUUUACUGGUUGGCCCACGGAACCUCCUAUAAAACUGUCUCUGAGACUUUCGGAAUCCCUCUGUCCAAUGCCACCAGCAUCGUCCGCGAUGUUGCGGACAAACUGGUCAAGCUCUCCCUGAAGAUUGUGAACAAGCCCUCUUCAGGCGAGCUGGCCCUCACGGUGGAAGGGUUCGGCAAGCUGGCCCAUCACCCGGUGUUUGAGAAAGCUGUGGGGGCCAUAGGUGGGUGCCACGUCAGGGUCAAGAUCCCCGGUGCACCGCAACCCCAACAAUGUCCAGGUGACCGGCCCCUCCCCACCAUCAACUUCCAAGGGGUCUGCGACCACACGGGCAGCUUCAUCGACGUCUUCGCAGGGCUGCCUGGGUCUAUGACCGACGUGAGGGUCCUGAGGCACAGUCCCCUUUACAAAUGUGCCCUCUACCCUCCACCUGGAUGCUUCCUCCUGGGCAACGGUGGGUACCCUUGCCUACAGACGCCCGUGUGCCUCAUCACACCCUAUUCAAAGUCUGACCAGAACCCGGCGCACGUCCAGUUCAACCAGCACCACGCCAUGGCUCUCUCCUCCAUCGAGAGGACCUUUGGAAUCAUGAAGAAGCGCUGGCACACUAUCUUCCUGCAGCCUCUUGAGCUCCACCCGAGCUUCAUCCCCAAAGUGCUAGCGGUGUGCACCGUGCUGCAUAACAUCUGCCUCAGGUCGGGAGACGUGCUGGAGCCAGUGAAGAUUGAGGACGGAAGCAAGGUGACAGAGGUUCUGAAGGAGUGGCUAGCAUCCAAUGAGACCAGCGGAGAGGCGUUGAGGGACAGUUUGGCUAAACAGAUCUCUACAAUGAAAUGCAUGGCCACCGUGAAAGAUGAGCGAGGUACAUCUGCACCGGCAAACAUGACGGCAGUGCAAAAAGAACAUGCUUACAACAUAGUGGUGAUGGAACAUUGAUUGGGUGAUCACAAUUGAUGGGUCGAAUAAAUCACCAUCAGUCACUGAUUACACCACUGGCUAACUGUGAUACUUUAUGAGCCCAUAAGUGGUGGUGGAACUGUUACUGCUGACAUUUGACUUUUUCACUGAAACAAUUAAGCAUAGUAACCUCAUAUGCCAAUGCUUCUAUACCAUGUCAAAGAUCAUCCACUUUAUUUCAAAUAUUAUUUCCUUUAUACCGUACACAGUAUAGUGAAACACGAUUGGAUUAUGUUUUUGUGAGUGGUGUAAAUGAGUGGGGCAGGUAUUCGAACUUGUUACUAACUUGUUUUUGAUCAAUUCAGUGCUUAUUACAAGUGUGUUCUACUCAAUGAGUUAUACUGUAUAUACACUAGAUGACUGAUAGGGGGCGCUGUGUUGAAGCCACCUUGCCUCCGUUUUGGCACGCUC